CGAAUAUUUUCAGCUUGUAGAAAGGAUUGAAAAACAUGCUUAUCCGAACGGCCCGUGCAGGAGCUCACCCUCGCCAUUGCCGCUCCAGGGGUGUGGCAAUGGCUGCAGCACUUGCUCAAUGCAUUUUCUUCUCUAAGCCCUCAGUCUUCCUUCGGACCAAUAACUCGAGAGGCUUCACUUUCUCUGUACGUUUCUCUUCCUCUUCUCCCUGCUCUUCUACUCUCUCUGCAGAUAAGCUUCACCGCCAGAAAUGGAGACAACCGGCGGUUUCGGUACUGGAUAUUGGCGGAGUCAAGAUUUCUAAAGAAGAUUUGGUGAGGGAUGACCCAACAAACAAUGUACCAGAUGCUAUUUUUUCAAAACUAGGGAUGCAACUUCACAUGAGGGAUCGACAUCCAAUCGGGAUUUUGAAGAAUGCGAUAUAUGACUAUUUUGAUAAAAAUUACUCCAACAAAUUUGAUAAGUUCGAUGAUCUCUGCCCAAUUGUAUCUGUAAAAGAGAACUUUGAUGGUGUCCUGGUACCUGCUGAUCAUGUGAGCAGGAGUUAUAACGACACAUAUUAUGUGGACUCUGGAACUGUCUUAAGGUGCCAUACAAGUGCACAUCAAGCUGAACUGUUAAGGAAGGGGCACUCCCAUUUCCUUGUAACUGGAGAUGUUUAUCGUAGAGAUUCUAUUGAUUCAACUCAUUACCCAGUGUUCCAUCAGAUGGAAGGGGUUUGUGUUUUUACACCACAUGAUUGGGAGGCAUCUGGCAUGGAACCUACAUCUUAUGCAGCAGGAGAUUUAAAGAAAUGCCUAGAGGGUUUGGCGCGGCAUUUAUUUGGUGCUGUGGAAAUGCGCUGGAUUGACACCUAUUUUCCAUUCACUAAUCCAUCAUUCGAACUUGAGAUAUAUUUCCAGGAAAAGUGGUUGGAGGUUUUGGGUUGUGGGGUGACAGAGCAGGAAAUAUUGAAGAGAAGUGGUAAAAUGAAUAAUGUUGCUUGGGCUUUUGGGCUUGGAUUGGAGCGGCUAGCAAUGGUUUUAUUUGAGAUACCUGAUAUCCGUCUUUUCUGGUCAACUGAUGAGCGGUUUUCCUCCCAAUUUUCCAAAGGUCAGCUUGGCAUCAAGUUCAAACCAUUUUCAAAGUAUCCUCCUUGUUACAAAGACAUGAGCUUCUGGAUAAACAAAUCAUUCACCGAGAACAAUCUAUGUGAAAUUGUGAGAGGAGUUGCAGGGGAUCUUGUGGAGGAGGUGACACUGAUCGACGAUUUCACAAACGAGAAAGGAAUGACCAGUCAUUGUUACAGGAUAGCAUAUCGGUCCAUGGAACGUUCACUAACAGAUGAGGAAAUAAAUGAGUUCCAGGCUCGUCCCCUCUCCUUUUGUCUCGCUCCCCAUUUGGCAGGGGUUUUACUCACCUGAUUGCUGCCCUUUUUCUUCCCUUUUUCCCAUGCUGACUAGUUAUAACCUAACUUUGUUCAUAAUUGUGGCUGCAGUGGAAUGUAAGAGAACGGGUGCAAAAUAAGCUGAAUGUCGUCCUACGAUAAGAAUUUUGGGCGCUACCGCAUGAAUUUGGCAACUUUUUGAAUCUAAAUUACUUCCCAUCAAGUUCUCGACUUCUCUGACAUUGAGGCUUUUCCUUUUAGAAAUUUCAAGCAUCUGUUGGAAAGAGCAAUGCAUGCAUCAAAGCCAGAUUUGAAGAGAAAAAAUGUUCCAAUAUUGCAAAGAAAAUAUAUAUCAAAUAUUCUGUGUCAAUUGAUCAACUGCUGUGGAUUUUUGUCAGUAAAAACUGCUGUCUGAAUUUUGCUGUUCUUUUUCUUUCUUUCUUUCUUUUUUUAUUUCAAAUUAUCAUCAGGAAGAUUUGUAAAGAGGUCCCUUUAUCUUGAGCCUAA
Malania oleifera is the source of this 1873-nucleotide messenger RNA. RefSeq names its product phenylalanine--tRNA ligase, chloroplastic/mitochondrial. Gene Ontology annotation, molecular function: phenylalanine-tRNA ligase activity; tRNA binding; ATP binding. Gene Ontology annotation, biological process: phenylalanyl-tRNA aminoacylation. The coding region runs from base 36 to 1403 and encodes 455 amino acids. Gene Ontology annotation, cellular component: mitochondrion; cytoplasm. The record is from RefSeq and is a predicted model, not a curated record. Lineage: Eukaryota; Viridiplantae; Streptophyta; Magnoliopsida; Santalales; Ximeniaceae. The transcript has 9 exons.